UCACAGCCUUCCUUUCCCUGCUGUAGGUUGGUGGAGCAAAGCCCCGUCUUGGAAGAUGCCUGGAUCGUCUUUUACCCUCCAGGGCCUCCUUCUGGCACUCAGCUGGCAUCCAGCUUUCCACUGGGCUGGCUGGUUGGCGCAAUGCCACACGACUUCCAGUGGGGCUGACGCAGUCCACAUUCGCGAGAUACCGUUAAAAUGUACGUGCGACAUAGCCUGGCUGCUUUCCAGGGAACAAAAUCUAUGGGGCUGGCUAGGAGGAAGUUCCCCAUCAAGGCUUCCUGAGAAAAAACCCUUUUAGGAGUCGCUAAAUGUGAAGUGCUGAGGGGGAGAAAGGGGUGGACGAGCCUUGCAGGGGGGCUAAAAAAAACUGAUGACGAAGAAUCGCACAGUAGUGAACAAACAUUAAACUGUCAAAUGUCGUUCAAUGGAAAUAAAACCCCCGACGUGGUAUAAACUGACUGCUGCUGAACUCCAAGUGGCCAACAGGGAAGGAGAACCUGAGGCUGAGCUCUAUUCUUGGGCAAGUGGGUGGCAAAUGAAGUUCUGGGCAGCCUAUGUGCCCUGCGACACCCAAAACAAAGACGCAGUAAAGCGAACUCUGGAGCAGAUUGAUGUCGUCCAUCGGAUGUGCCACCAAUAUCCAGAUGUCUUCAAGUGUGUUACUGACAGUGCAGGUAUCCGGAAGGCUUUUGACACUGGCCACGUGGCCAGCUUAAUCGGCGUGGAGGGGGGCCAUUCCAUUGACAGCAGCUUGGCCGUCCUGCGCACCUUCUACCUGCUGGGCGUGCGCUACAUGACCCUCACCCACAGUUGCAACACUCCCUGGGCUGACAACUGGCUGGUAGAUACAGCUGAAGAAAAGCCUGUUCACAAUGGCUUGACAGAAUUUGGGAAGCAUGUGGUCCUGGAGAUGAACCGGUUGGGCAUGAUGGUGGAUUUGUCCCAUGUCUCUGUGGAGACAAUGAAGGCUGCCCUAAAGGUCUCCAGGGCCCCCGUGAUAUUCAGCCACUCCUCGGCCUAUGCAAUUUGCUCAAGCAGACGGAAUGUACCGGAUGACGUGCUCCGCCAAGUGAGUGAGACACGCAGCCUUGUAAUGGUCAACUUCUACAAUGACUACAUUUCCUGCAGCAAUCAUGCCACUCUGGCCCAGGUAGCAGACCACAUGGACUACAUAAAGCGCGUUGCUGGAGCAAAGGCUGUUGGCAUUGGAGGAGACUAUGAUGGGGUGCCCAGAGUCCCUCAAGGCUUAGAGGAUGUCUCCAAAUACCCAGACUUAAUUGCUGAACUGCUGAGGAGGAAAUGGACAGAAGAGGAGGUGAAGGAUGCCCUGGCCAACAAUCUGUUGCGGGUCCUACAGGAAGUAGAGCAGGUGCGAAACAAUAUGACUCUCAAAGGAGUUGCUCCCGAUGACACACCCAUUGCCUUCCAGGAACUGGAAGGAGGAUGUCGAACACACUACGGGUACUCCAACCAAGGACACCACCUGAGAGCUUUGCCUGCUGUGCUCCUCCUACUAUUGCUCUGCACACUGAUCUAAUAGCAGCCCCAGGAUCUCCUUCCUUGUAGACUAUGAGGAUCCUGCUAGGUUAGGAAAGAAGCAUUAUUUCUACAUCCAAUUCCUAUCACACUUCAAAUUCUGCCCAAAUCUUGGGCUAUUCUCUUAUUACCUCCAUUAACUUAUGGCCGGUUACCAAAAUGCCAUUAGUGCCUCAAUUACAGCUCCUCCUUCCCUAUUGCGGACAUCAGAGGAGAGGCAAGCAAAAUUCUGCUUUGAACUUUUCAAAGUAUUUGCUAGUCGCCUUCUUUGCUCUGCAGAUACCGGGAGCGUGCAUAAUGCCGGACAUGCACGGUGGAGAGUACAGGGAACGACACCUUGCACCACUUAGGUACUUCUUCCGUUUGCCUGGCUUUUCCCCCCCCCCCACCUUAUGAAGGACAGAGAUUGCAGCGGAAAGGAUGACAAGAGAGUAAGCAGACACACAAUGGGGAAUACCGAUCAAAGGCAAUGCAGUGGCACCAGCAGCCCCGAGUGCACUACGCAAAAAGCCCAGUGUUCUCCUUUGCGUGGCUGUUUACUUCCUUGUAAUCCCUCCCUCCAAUGAAUGUAAAUACAAGCCUUAAUUCCCUCUCGUGAAUCAUCUUGCUGGGGUGGAGUGCUUAGGAAGUGAACAAAGCAAAGGAGUGAAACCAAUUAUAGUCUUUUAUUAGUUUUGAACAGGCUGUGUCCGCCCUGUGUAUGUGUGAACAUUCAAAGGGAAGAGUGUGGUGAAAAAGAUUCUGCAGUUGGGUUCACAUCAUUUCCUACUUAGCGAUUGCUUUGCCUAAUAAUGCCAGUUGCUGAUCCCAACUAAGGUCACUAAAUGAGGACUACCUGCAUUUUAUUAUAACCUGCAUUAAAAUAAGAGAACCAAGGUGUUGGCUUAGAACCGAAGGAAACCGCGAGUUCAAGUCCCACUGUUGGCUAACUGGGUGACUUUGGGCCAGUCCCUCUCAGCCUAACCCACCACACAGAGUUGUUCUUGGAAAAAGAGAAUUGGGAUACAGAUCUUUUUUUUAAAAAAAGCCUACCUUGAUGGAACAUGCAGGAUCCAUUGUCUAGGUAAGGAGGGCUGACUUUUGUUUUUAAGCCCCAAGAUCAGAUCCAGAAAGGGCCGCUUCCUGAUUGACUGGGGUAUUAGGAAACACCAAACAAUCAGACUGGCAAGAUUCUGUGACUAAUGCUAAUAUCAAUAAAAAGGACUUUUAUCCAAUUUCCUGUAGAGUUGAUUUCCUGAGCUGGUCUACCCAGGUGGCCCAGCAGAAAACGGCCGUCCAAAGCAGCCCCUCCCUCGCAGGGUCUCUUCCCCAGGAAGCAGUACCUGUGGAGAUGGGAAAGAAGCCCCCACCCCACCGGUGCUUGCAUUCCCUGCAGGAGUCCCUCUCCCGGUCAGCUGGAUCUCCAGCAUGGGCUUUCCCUUUGAUGCAGGCUUGCUAUCAGCUGCCAUAGUAAAGAGGAGGGGAGGGGAGGCACGGCAUUGGGGUUUGGGAAGUGAGCUGGUGUGGUGAAGGCCCACGUGAACUACAAGGAGGUUUGCUCUGAAGAACUACUGCGCUGCUGAGUGGAGCAGUUUACACCCAGUCAAGGCCAACCAUUGUAGCACUCCAGAUGGACGAUAUACCUAAAGAGGAGCUUCACAUGACAUUAUGUGGGACAUGGAUUGGACAUUCAGCCGGGGACCCUGGGGGUGGGGAUUUAAGGAAACUUUCAAGCUGCAACUUUCGCGCCUUUUGAAUCAGAUCUUGCCUUGUUUUCACUGCUAUCGUUUCAAACUCAGUAAAAGUACCUCUUCUCUA
Messenger RNA from Ahaetulla prasina, 3336 nucleotides. RefSeq names its product dipeptidase 1 (gene DPEP1). The transcript has 9 exons. NCBI's taxonomy places the organism in Eukaryota, Metazoa, Chordata, Lepidosauria, Squamata, Colubridae. Bases 428 to 1540 code for a protein of 370 amino acids. Gene Ontology annotation, molecular function: metallodipeptidase activity. Gene Ontology annotation, biological process: proteolysis. The record is from RefSeq and is a predicted model, not a curated record.